Molecule: messenger RNA, 753 nt
Organism: Striga hermonthica
Lineage: Eukaryota; Viridiplantae; Streptophyta; Magnoliopsida; Lamiales; Orobanchaceae
Source: the annotation of a GenBank genome assembly
AUGAAGCUCUCCGAAAAACCAAAAACCGAGACCUUUGAAAGUACCAAACCAACCGAUAGGUUGGCCUUCAUCACAAAUCCUUGCGUCAAGUUAGCAAUACCUAUCGGGCCCCGUUUCCAGGUCCACGUACCCUCAUGGUCUCCUCCUUUCACAAGCACCAAAAAUGGGCCAAAACCGGUCGACUCAAGGUGGUUAGGAGCCCAAAUAUGGCCCACUAAGGGAAAAAUGCAAGAAGAUACCAAACACGACAACACGAUCGGCAAAGGCAGGCCCGACACUUGCGAAUGCGCAAUCCCAUUAUCGAUCGAGUGCGUUAGACGGCACGUCUCGGAUAAAAGGACUCGACUGAGGGUGGAACUCGGGCCUGCCUUCUGGCAAUGGAAGUUUGACAGUAUGGGAGAAGAUGUGUCGAGGAUGUGGAGUCGAGAAGACGAGAGUGCAUUCUCGAAUGUCGUUAGAAUGAAACCGAGCUCACAUGGCGGGGGAUUUGUGAAGUGGGCCUUGGAGUGUUUUCCCAGCCACAAUAAAGGGAGUAUCUUGAGCUAUUAUUUGAAUGUGUAUAUCCCGAGGCGGAUAAGGAUUCAAACCGGGUCGGGAUGUGUGGCGAUUGACACAGAUGAAGAGGAGGUGGAGGAGGAAGAAGAGGAGAUAGUGCCGAUUAAAAGGUCGCGAAAAAGGUUGCGGGCUAACAGUUUGGUUUCGGGAAGUUCAAUGAAGUACAUAAAGAAAAAGUACUUAAGCAGAUGCCGGUGA